AUGCGUCUUGUUAACACUAAAAACCUACAACUUGAGUUUUUCACCGAUGAUGAUGUACCAGAUUACGCAAUCCUUUCCCACACGUGGGAGCAAGAAGAGGUCUUAUUCCACGAUAUCGGACAAGAAAGCGCAAAGUUGAAGAAAGGAUACGGGAAACUACAGAACUGCUGCCGCGUAGCAAAGGAAAAUGGCUUCGAUUACAUCUGGGACGACACCUGCUGUAUAGACAAGGCAAGUAGCGCAGAGCUCUCGGAAGCCAUCAAUUCCAUGUACCGUUACUACCAGGAGGCCAACAUUUGUUACGUAUACCUCGCAGACGUUUCUGCCGUCGUUCAAAUACCCGACAGCAGGUGGUUUACCAGAGGAUGGACUCUUCAAGAACUCAUCGCGCCUCAUGAAAUCAUCUUCUUCGAUCAACACUGGCAGCAGCUGGGCACAAAGACAUCCCUCGUAAGCGUCUUGUCAGAAAGAACAAACAUACCAAAAUCUAUUCUCUGCAACGUCGUCGAGUUGGAUACUACAAGUAUUGCGCAACGGAUGUCUUGGGCUGCCGAUAGGGUGACGACGCGCAAAGAAGACAGCGCAUACUCUCUGAUGGGUUUAUUCGGAAUCAACAUGCCGCUCCUUUAUGGCGAAGGCGAAAAAGCAUUUUAUAGACUCCAGGAAGAAAUCAUGCGAGUGUCCGAUGAUCACAGUCUCUUUGCUUGGAGAUUCUCCGGUGCACGAGGCGGUUUACUUGCUCCGACACCUGCUGCAUUCAAGCACUCAAGGGACAUCAUACCUUGGAACCCAUUUGCACCUUAUAAUAGCCCUUUUACAAUUACAAACAAAGGUGUUCAUAUGGAUGUCUCGUUCAUCCCCCGAGACGCGUCGGGACGAGGACUUUGUGUUCUUUUCUGCACAACUAUUGGGAGGCGGGACAGUCUGAUAGCAAUUCACUUGCGGGACUUGUAUUUGACAAUGGAGCAUUUUGAUCGGUGCAUGAGCAGCGAGUUUCAGUGGAUCAACCUGGAUACCUUCAGUCUUACACAAUAUCCUGCAAGACCCCUGUGCGUCAGGUUGCACGCACCACCAAUUUCCCGAAAAGACAGAAGAUCUGGAGGGGCAGAUGAAGCUAUGAACGGGAGAGACUAUAGUCCUCGAUUCCAUUCUUCACUAUCAGAAGCUGCGUUGAAUGGAGACUCGGGGGCAGUAUGGUUCAUGUUGGCGAACAACGUCGGAGUGUUAUCAGAAGUCGCAAGCGAUGAUGCCCGAUUAGCAGUUUGUAUCGCUGCCAGAGGUGGACACGAGAGUCUAGUCACCCAACUUAUGACCAGAAGAGACACAUCUGGGUUCUUGGCUGAUAAGAAUGGUCGGACGCCGCUUUCUUACGCAGCUGAGGCGGGCCAAGAACAUAUCGUCAAAGUUAUUCUGUCUAGCGCCAGAAUACAUCCCGAAGCACGAGACUCGGAUGGACUAACAGCACUAUGGUACGCAGUACAUAAUCGACACCAUGCUUGCGCAAGACUACUUCUUCAAAAAGGCAGAGUCUCGGGUAAUGUUGGAGGCAGUGACAACAGGCCGAGUGCUCUCUGUCAAGCUACAUUGGCUGGCGAUGUCGAACUAGUCAAACUGCUUGUUCAAAAUGAAGCUCUUGUUGGGGCCAGAGGCGAACCAGCGCUAUGUCUAGCCGCGGCGAUCAGAAGCGUCCCGAUUGCAACAAUUUUGCUCGAACACGGCGCUGACCCAGAUGAACGCGAUGCUAAGAGGAACACACCGCUACAUAUGGCAUGCGUGAAUGACCAUCACGAUAUGGUAGCUCUUCUAAUGAGGCGCGGAGCGAGUCCUGACAGAUUAAACACAGCUGGUAAAACAGAACUGGCCUUUGCGACGUUGCGUGGGAACAUUCCACUGGUGAAACUUUUGCUUGAGAAUGGGGCGGAUCCAAAGGCAAAGUGUGCGAAUGGGAAGACGGCUGCAGCAUAUGCGCAAGGGCAAGAGAUGAAGAGCCUCUUUACAGAUCAUCGCUGGUACAAGACAUUGAUUGAUAGAACGAGCACCAACCGUUCAGGAACGAGCGGGCGUUCAUGA
Messenger RNA from Fusarium pseudograminearum CS3096, 2070 nucleotides. RefSeq lists its product as uncharacterized. Gene Ontology annotation, molecular function: protein binding. The transcript has a single exon. Bases 1 to 2070 code for a protein of 689 amino acids. The record is from RefSeq and is a predicted model, not a curated record. Lineage: Eukaryota; Fungi; Ascomycota; Sordariomycetes; Hypocreales; Nectriaceae.